UAAGGGAGAGUGCGGCGAACAGCUGCAGCAAGUAGUGAAGGUGGCGAGCUCCGAAAUGAGUCCCCGCGCCUGUGGCUUCAUCGUCUUCAGGAGACUGCGGCAGCAGCAGCAGCGAGCGGCGGUCGAGUUCCUCCUGCUGCAGACAUCGUACGGAGGAAACCACUGGACCCCGCCUAAAGGACAUGUGGACCCGGGCGAGAACGACCUACAGACGGCCCUCCGGGAAACUCACGAGGAGGCUGGACUGGGAUCUGAACACCUGUUGCUCAUCCCCGGGUUCCAGCACGUGAUGCAGUACAACGUGCCCAAGCGCAACGGCGGUGGCGUCAACCUGAAGACGGUGGUGUACUUGCUGGCCGAGCUGAAGGGUGGCACCGAGGGCCAGGCCGUGACGCUGUCACACGAACACGUGGCGUACCGGUGGUGCGAUGUGGACGAGGCAUGCUGCUUGGCCAAGUUCCAGGAAAUGCAAGAGGCCCUUAGGAGUGCGCACACGACCAUCGUCAAAGAAGACGAGGCUGGGACUCUCAAACAAGAAUGAAUGGCAAACUUGACCAGGAGUGAUUCAGUGCUCAGAUGCAUUUGCACACAUGAAACAUUAAACCGUGGUAAAUAAAUGAGGAAAAUUUUUUCUUGACUUAAAGCUUUCGUGACUGCAGGAAUUCAUACUCUUUGGGUCUUUCGGUAAAGUCACGUAAAUAGAAGAAAAAAAAUCACGACGUUUCGAUCACAACGCAAGCAAUUGUCCUCAGGUGAAAAAAAUAUUUUAAAUAUUUUUUCACCUAUUUUUCACCUGAGGACGAUUGCUUGUGUUGCGAUCGAAACGUCGUGAUUUUUUUUUCUCUCCGUUAAUUUACUGAAAAAGUAUAAAGGCAAGCUGUUUUAAAGUUUUAAAAUGGGCGUAGCCCAAGCGUUCUGGUAUCAGAACGAAGUGAUAUCAGAACGAAGUGAUACCAGGACGCUUGGGCUACGCCCAUUUUAAACCUUUAAAAGAGCUUGCCUUUAGUGGCUCCCCCCCCCCCUUUUUCCACCUGAUGAUGAUAGCUUGUGUUGCAAUCGAAACGUCAUAGUUUUUGUUUAUUUUAUUAUUUUUUUUAACUUAUCUACGUUGCUUUACCGAAAGACCUAAAUAAUAUGAAAAUGUAUUCCUUUGUUUUGAGUUGUAAAUUUGUAAUUGGUUAACUGUUUUAAAGCAUUAUCCGGGAAACUCAAUGUGGGGUUUCCAAUAUGGCAACACCAGGGCUCCUUAUGAAAUCUGUCAUGCUAUUACAUAACCAAAUUUGAACUGUGUUUGACAAUGAGUGGCAAUGUGUGAAUGUAAUAAACAGUUUCAGUUGUCA
This is a messenger RNA of Lethenteron reissneri (Far Eastern brook lamprey), 1340 nucleotides long. It is a transcript of the gene NUDT2, whose product is annotated as nudix hydrolase 2. The record is from RefSeq and is a predicted model, not a curated record. Gene Ontology annotation, molecular function: bis(5'-nucleosyl)-tetraphosphatase (asymmetrical) activity. NCBI's taxonomy places the organism in Eukaryota, Metazoa, Chordata, Hyperoartia, Petromyzontiformes, Petromyzontidae. Gene Ontology annotation, biological process: AMP biosynthetic process; ATP biosynthetic process.